UAUAAUUCAUGUCCAGGCUGCUUCCAGCUGCUGAUACUAAAUAAAUACAUAUUCAGAUUUCGUUGGGCAGCAAUUUAAUUUUGCUAAAGUCAUUGGUUAUACAUUGAAAAGGCGAAAUGGAAAUUUUCAUACUUUACAAAGUAGUGAGAUUAUUACUGCUUGUCGGAGCUUUGAUAACACAUUCAACCUUUGGAGGUAUUCUUGACAAACGCUUACUUUCAUCUUCAAAUACCAUUGUUCGUGUUGUGGAGAUAACCUCCGAGGAUGACAGUAGUGGUGCAAAAACUAAUUCCAUUCCAACAUUUCCUCAAUUUGUGUCACUUCCAACUGAAAAUAUCACUGCCGGAAAUGAAGGAAAAACUCUAACGGGGGCUUAUCAAUGCAAUCUCAGCCAAACACUUAUCGAUGAAAUUCGGGGAUAUCAAACUGUAGCAAAUAAGAUCUUCAAAACAUUGCUAACCGGAUCUUUCAAAGGAAGAACGUACUCAGAGUUGGCAUACUUUGUAGAUAGGUUUGGGUCACGAUUAGCUGGGUCUCAAAAUCUUGAAAAUGCUAUCGACUACAUGUUGGACAAAAUGACACAAGAUGGUCUAGAAAAUGUACAUGGCGAAGAGGUCAACAUUCCACAUUGGGUCAGAGGUGAAGAAAGUGCUGUACUGAUUUCGCCACGAAGGAAAAAACUGGCCCUCCUUGGGUUAGGAUACAGUGUGGGAACUCCACCCGAAGGAAUCACUGCCGAAGCCAUAGUGGUCACCAGUUUUGAAGAUCUUGCAGCCAAAUCUAAUGAGGUGAAAGGCAAAAUUGUAGUUUACAAUGAAGAAUAUAUCUCAUACGGCGAAACAGUGAAAUAUCGUGGAAAUGGAGCUUCAGAAGCAUCUAAAUUUGGUGCUGUUGCGUCCCUUAUCCGUUCCAUAACUCCAUUUUCCAUAAACUCACCACACACUGGGAUGCAGUCCUACCAGGAGAAUGUUACUAAAAUACCGACAGCUUGCAUCACCAUUGAAGAUGCUGAAUUGCUUCAUAGAAUGCAACAACGAGGAGAAAAGUUGAUUAUUCAGCUCAAGAUGAAUGACACCAACCUUCCAUCCGUCACAUCACGAAAUGCAAUUGCAGAGAUUAUUGGCCGUGAGAAGCCUGAAGAAGUUGUCGUUGUUUCUGGCCAUAUCGACAGCUGGGAUGUGGGACAAGGAGCAAUGGACGAUGGGGGCGGUAUGAUCAUGUCUGUGGAAGCCCUUGCAUUAAUAAAGUUUCUGGGACUGAAACCCCGACGAACUUUGAGAGCAAUUUUGUGGACGACUGAAGAGUUUGGCUUGAUUGGUGUUCAAGAUUAUGUUAAGAAACAUGCGAACGACAUGGACAAAUUUGCCACUGUAUUCGAGUCUGACAUCGGGACCUUCCGUCCACUUGGUUUAGAUUAUUCUGGGAGUGAUGAAGGUGGAUGCAUUUUACAAGAAGUUUUGAAACUCAUGAGUCCCAUCAAUGCCAUGACGUACAGGAAACAGGCUGAAGUGGGGUCAGACAUUGGAUACUUUAUCGAGAAGGGUGUUCCUGGUGUCAGUUUGAAUACGGAGAAUAAAGGUUACUUCUACUACCACCACAGCGAAGGAGACACAAUGACCGUGGAGAACUCGGAUGAACUGGACCUUUGCACUGCCGUUUGGGCCACAGCUUCAUAUGUUUUGGCUGACUUGAGCGUCACUAUUCCAAGAAGCUAAUUAUUCACUGAUUUAUUUAUAACUAAAUUUUAUAUCAUUUUUUUUAGAUAAAUUAUACAAAAGGUAAAAGGUUUAGUAACUAUAAUAUGAAGAAGAUGAAGUGAUCAAUCAAUUUAUACGUAAGCUGCAUAGUCACAAUAAUGGAUUGCAAUGUGACAAAAUUUGAAAAUAUGAUGAAAUACCGAUCCAGAUCAGUACAUACAUUUUGCCCAACGUAAUCUCCUCAUUUUUGGCGUACCUAAAUAUGCACAAUACAUAGGUACAAGUAGUAUAUAGCAAACAAAGUAAAAAAUGCCUCGUUUAAUCUGAUGGCCUAAUCCUCAUUGUAUUAUAUUUAAUAUCUCAAUGUACGAGACGUACAGAUAUACCAACGCUGGUCCCACAUAAUUUUCACGGAAAUUUGUUUCGUAAUCUAAAGUCGGUGACAUGCACUUACAUACUUAUAUGCAUACCUUUCGCAUAGGUUGCUACAUAUAACAAAUGUUCGUAAAGUUAAAUAUUAUAGUUGUGGUAAUAUAACAAAUAAUAAUUUUAAUCUGUCUGAUGUUA
Molecule: messenger RNA, 2264 nt
Organism: Folsomia candida
Lineage: Eukaryota; Metazoa; Arthropoda; Collembola; Entomobryomorpha; Isotomidae
Product: carboxypeptidase Q
Exons: 7
Coding region: 117-1715 (532 amino acids)
Biological process (GO): peptide catabolic process; proteolysis
Molecular function (GO): metallodipeptidase activity
Source: RefSeq, a predicted model, not a curated record